Haemonchus placei is the source of this 579-nucleotide messenger RNA. The record is from the annotation of a GenBank genome assembly. NCBI's taxonomy places the organism in Eukaryota, Metazoa, Nematoda, Chromadorea, Rhabditida, Trichostrongylidae.
AUGCCGAAGAACAAGGGUAAGGGAGGUAAAAAUAGGAGAAGAGGAAAGAAUGAAAACGAUUUCAUGAAAAGGGAACUUGAUACAAAAGAUGUUGGACAAGAAUAUGGUCAAGUUUCUAAAAUGCUCGGAAAUGGUCGCGUAUUAGCUUUCUGUUUCGAUGGUAAGCAAAGAGUUUGCCACAUAAGAGGAAAAUUGAGGAAGAAGGUGUGGAUUAACACUGGCGAUAUAAUUCUUGUUGGUCUCAGGGACUAUCAAGACGACAAGGGAGAUGUUAUUCUCAAGUAUACACCUGACGAGGCGCGGCGAUUGAAGGAGAAGAAUGAGUUGCCUGAACACGCAAAGAUCAAUGAGAACGAUGAGCAGGAAGAGGGAGAGAUUGAAUUCAGUAAGUUUUGGAAACUUGUUGGUGGCUUAAAUAACAUCAAAUUCGUUCCUAACAAGGUCUUUCUUUCAGGGGAUCUUGGGGCGGAAUCUGGAGAUGAUGAAGGAGAGGAGGAAGACAACAACAUAUACAUUUCGCCGGACAGCUUUCGGAUUCGCUUUCAUGACUUGAAAGUUCUUCCAAUUCAUUGGCCGUAG